UCCCGCGGUGAGCGCCGUGUCCAGCAUAGCGCAGCUGCAGCAGCGCGAGCAAGAUGCUGCGCACGACGGGAGCUGCCGACGCCGUUGCCGCCUCGUCCUCCUGAGGAACGAGGGUACCCCGCUCUCGUUUCCGCUCGUGUGUGUUCUUGAACAAUAAAUUAAUUAAACGACAGCAGGAACAAACGAAUCGACGACGAGUUUUGCGACGCGCGUUUACGAGUGUGCUUAUUAUUGCUACCGAGUGUGAUACUUACACGGAUACGGAUAUAUAUACACACAUCGAGAUAUACAUACACACACACGCGUACACACGCACGCACACACACACACACACACACACACACAUAUAUAUAUAUAUAUACAUAUAUAUAUCUGUACCGUCAGAAGGCUUCCAACAACAACAAAAUAACCGCUCCUACUUUCUUGUCUCCUCCUCUUGUGUCUCUUAUCUCGCCACAUAUAUCCCUUUUAAUCCUCCCCAUACAGUUCAGUUCGGACCUCACUUUUUCUCUCUAUCUCUUUCCCUGCCUCUUCUCCUUACUCACUGUGUAUAUAUCUCGCAACCCAUACCUAACCACUCAAAGCACCCGGCAUGCCACUCCUCUGACGACACGACGAACUUGAGAGUAGCAGCCGCAAGAGGGAGGGGAUCGAAGGACAAGAACAAGUGCUGUUGUUUUUAGUGCCACGCAUUUUGCAAGCAAUUAAAUAAACAGAUCACGCAUUAAAAACACACACAACUACCACGACGACUGCCCAAGACGACGAGGAGGAUGCCGCCAGCCGACGUCGCAGACGCCGUCGCCGGCGUGACGAGCCGUACCGGCCAGGCCCUCACCUGGGGUUUCGCCGCCUUACUUGCCGCCACCGCCGUCCUUGUACCCAUCGCACCAGCCUCUGCGACGGGAGGCGGAAGUGCAUACAGCGACGUGAACAUCUCGGCGAUCCUGGACUCAUUUUCCGUGAGCUAUGACAAAAGAGUAAGGCCGAACUACGGAGGUCCUCCCGUCGAGGUGGGCGUCACCAUGUACGUCUUGAGUAUCAGCUCGCUAUCAGAAGUCAAAAUGGAUUUCACGCUGGAUUUUUACUUCCGACAAUUUUGGACGGAUCCACGGUUGGCGUUCAAAGAACGCCGAGGUGUCGAGACGCUGAGCGUUGGCUCGGAGUUCAUCAAAAACAUCUGGGUGCCGGACACGUUCUUCGUCAAUGAGAAGCAGUCCUAUUUUCACGUGGCAACCACCAGUAACGAGUUCAUUCGCAUACAUCACAGCGGUACCAUUACCCGCAGCAUGCGAUUAACAAUCACAGCGUCGUGUCCAAUGAAUCUGCAGUACUUCCCGAUGGACCGACAACUUUGUAAUAUUGAAAUCGAGAGUUUCGGCUACACGAUGCGCGACAUCCGCUACAAAUGGAACGAGGGCCUUAACAGCGUCGGCGUCAGCAACGACGUCAGCCUGCCCCAGUUCAAGGUCCUCGGACAUCGGCAGCGAGCCCACGAGAUUAGCCUCACCACCGGUAACUACUCACGAUUGGCGUGCGAGAUCCAGUUCGUAAGGUCGAUGGGCUACUACCUGAUCCAGAUCUACAUACCCUCGGGUCUUAUUGUCAUAAUCUCGUGGGUGAGCUUUUGGCUAAACCGAAAUGCAACCCCCGCUCGGGUCGCCCUCGGAGUAACCACUGUGCUCACCAUGACAACCCUCAUGUCCUCCACCAACGCGGCACUGCCCAAAAUCUCCUACGUCAAGUCCAUCGACGUUUAUCUGGGAACAUGUUUCGUCAUGGUCUUCGCAUCGCUACUCGAAUACGCGACGGUCGGCUACAUGGCGAAAAGGAUUCAAAUGAGGAAAAGCCGCUUCCAGAAGAUUGCGGAAAGCAUGAAAGCGGCAAGGGAAGCUCCAGGACCGCCCGGCGUGCCUGGUGAUCACGGAGACCAUCAUGCGCCCAAACAAACCGAGGUGCGCUUUAAGGUCCACGACCCCAAGGCACACAGCAAGGGCGGAACCCUCGAGAACACCAUAAAUGGUCGCGCCGACGAGGAAGCGCCGCCGCCACCGCAGCACCUCAUACAUCCUGGCAAGGACAUUAGUAAACUAUAUGCUCAAGAGGAUGCCCAUUCUGCACUUCAGUCUUUUCCAAAGCCAACAAAACAUACUAUAAUGGGUAUGACGCCGUCGGACAUUGACAAGUACUCUCGCAUCGUCUUUCCGGUCUGCUUCGUCUGUUUUAACCUGAUGUAUUGGAUCAUAUACCUUCACAUCAGCGACGUCGUAGCCGACGACCUCGUGUUGCUCGAGGAGGCCAAGUAAAGGAGUCUCGAACGAGAGCGUCUCCUACGACGACGAAAAAAAAAGAAAAAAAAAUAUGCCAGGCAUACUCACACAAUACUCUGAGAAAGAAGACUAUUUUUUCCUUCGCAAGACGAAAGCAGCCAAAGAAGAAUGGACGAAAAAGCCGAAGAAGAGCGGCAACAAAACGUGGAGUAGGGACGCCACGAGCGGGGAGAAGAAAACGAAACCAAAAUGCCCGCAAGCGUGAAUUUUUUUAUUGUUCCGGGGCACACGACAAGGCCGAGCCGUUGAGCCUUUUUCCGCUCCCCCGCGCCCUCUCGUUUGAAAAUAUAAUAAUAAUAAAAAAUAAAACGAUAUACAAAGCGAGAUAAACAAAAAUAACAAUACGCCCGAACGUGCGCAUCAAAGACUGAGCCGGUGCAUCGAGGCGGAUCGAGCAACAAAGUAUUAAUACAAAAAAUGUCCGCCUAUUAGGAGAGCAAAAAUAAACGAGAUAAUUGAUGGAUGGACCGACAAACACACGAGGUCUUUGCCCGAGGAUAAGAGAGAAUCGGAAAUGCAUGCCGCGUGACAUUAUACAGAAAUAUCUCUAGUUCGUAAGCGAGAUAUAGGAAAAAAUAAGGACAUGAAACGAUGAUUACGCUCUUUGGCACGAAGAUCGAAGAGCGGCUACAAUUACAAUUUUCGAUCUUAAGAUAAACACAGAUUACCGUAAAAUGCAAACACAGAAUUUUAAGAGUAAGCAAAUUAAACGAUAAAAGUAAUUAAAAAAAAAAAUAAAAUUAUAAAGUGUUGUUAAAACAAUUAUGUAAGGGAAAAAGUAAGCUCUGGUGUGUAAGAGAGAAAUUAGGAUGUAUUAAUUACGUGAGCGUUAAUAGAGAGGACGUUAUAAGUUCGAACGAACAAAACUAAAAUAAAAAAAAAAAAUACGGAAAAAAAUGACGACGAUCCUAAGUGCUUCAGAAUGUUUUUACACCGAACUUUUUAAACAAACGUGAAAUGAUAAAAAAAAAAAGAUAGUAAGCUCGGAGAGAGUUGAAAGUGAGACGCGACAGACGGUGAUGGAAAAUGUGGGCCCGCAUUUGAAAACCAUCGGUUACGCAUUUGCCAUUCGCGAUUUUUCUCUGCCGCACGUAGAAUAGAGUGAGAAAUCAAAGGAUAUUGAUAACGACGACGCUUUUGUUUUGGAGACGUCGUAAAAUAAGUUUUUUGUUUUUUUUUCCUAUAGAGCAACAUAGAAUUCUUUACACUUAGAUAAAAAGAAGAGGCUGCGGCGAGAGCGGAUUGUUAUUUUCGACACUGCAUGCGCGAUGUCUCGAUUGACGCGGUCUCGGUGAAGUGAGCGUGCCUCGCGACGUGUCGAAAAAUCAAGUUGGGUCCGCACGAGGCUCCGAAUCGCUCUCUCGCACUGGUAUCAAAGUGAUAGCGUUAACGCCUUGGCCUUAUACUGUCCCGCGUUAAGCACAUCUCGUCCAAGCCGUACUCGCGCUUGGCUCGGCCAAGGCAUACAAAUAACUAUUUAUAAGCUGUUACGGGAUCUCACUGAACAAGGCUGAGGCUGGAAUACCACUCGCGCAAUUGUUAAUCCGAAAUUGAUAACGACGUUGAUUCGUGCACCCCAUUCAAAUCAUCGUUUGUGUUCGUCAGGCUCGUCAUUCGCGAGGUUUCAUUUUUAUUGAUACGUCGGAUUGAAUUACAAACGUAGACAUUUGUAAGAUUUUACAAAAAAAAGUGUUGAACAGAUGAAAGAAAUUCUCAAGUAACAAACGCACGCUAGCAAAAUGGGCGCGCGUCUGUACAAACUCGGACUCUUUCUACUUCUUUAUAUACAUACGCGAAACGAACAGAAUCACUCAUAUACAAUAAAGUCAUUGAAACUAAAAUAAAAAAAAAAAGAAAAUCUGGUGCAAACGACGCGAACGCCUUGAACAAAUAUGCCAUAUAAUAAACGACAGCCAGAAAGAGAGAGAAAGGAGGAACAGGGUAGGGUCAAGAGUAAAGGAAAGUCGAUGAGCCGUCAUAAAUUUCUGGCCUGGAAGUGACGCUCGGCGACUCGGAAAAUGCAAAUUGAAGUCCGACAGCCCCAGGAUUUUCCACCGUUCCGCUGAAGCUACACUGCCUUCCGCUCUCCCUGCUUGUGUGGCUUAGGCGUGUGGCGAGCGCGUUGCAAUUAGCAUUAAAUAUACAAAUGCUCAUUUUCCAAAUUCACUCGCAACUAGUUUUCUUUUAUUUCUAACGAUGACUCUGACUACUGCUAAACGAAUAUACGGAUACACGACUACGAAGAUCAAACGGAAUAGAUGAAAGACGAACGACCAAAACAAAACGACACGGAGCCUUUAUCAUUCACAAGGACGCACAAAGAUGAAAAAUUUUACUUAGACGAGACGAUAAAAGAAAAUCUCAGACCGAGACUGAGCGGACAUAAGCUUUCUGGAAGGAAAACAGCAAAGCUGGUUGUAUAUAGGAUAUCGACCAAGCACACGCCCCAAAGUCCACCACCACCGCCACCUUCCUCAAAACACUUAUCCCUCUCACUCCCUUAUUUUUUCCCAGCUGUACAGUAGCGUGCGGAGAGCUAGGCGAAAGACAGGCAGUGUCGGGGCCAAAACUGCCAAGGCACAGACGAGAAAAUCGCAGUGGGGAAAACACUCGCUUGCUCCUUAGAGCCUAGAUCGCUUAAACGCGCCUCUAAAAGUCAAGCCGUUGAUCCUCGUUUUUCACUCCGCCUAUAUAUAUAUAUACAUCUUUUCCUUCCCGUCUUCUCUCUUUUCUAUCCUUUCCCCUUCCCCCAAGACGACGAUCUCUCAUUCAUGCGCGACAGCGAAAAGCAUUCGGUUUUUGGUAUUUAGUUCCUAUAUCUGACAGACGGAUAAAACGGACGCUCGCAAAUGAGCCUUGGAUUAAUCGACAUUCAUGUGAUGCGCGAGGAACAAUAAAUCGUCAAAGGCCCUUCCGCCGUCUGUCCAUCCGUCACCCAUACUUUUGCACACAUAGCGAGCGGAAAGGAAAGAAAAAAGGUGUGGGGGGGGGGGGAGGAGGAUUAGAUCGACGGGUAUAACGCGAGGCUCAAUUUCGCGUCAGACACGCGAGCAGCCGCCAACGAACGAGAACGCGCCGCCGCCAGCUGAUCGAAUGCAUAAUAACGCGAUCGUGAGAAUGACGAUAAUGGCUCUGGUAGUUUUAAUGUGAAAAAAAGAAAAGAGGGAUGUUUCUCGCGAUCGCUUAUCUGCCGAUGAAAAUUGGAAGAAUUUCGUUUAAAAAUAUAACUGCGGAUUUUGCGUGAAGAGAAAAAAAGAAACGAAAAUUUUUUGAUUUCAAAGAAAACGCUUCGAUUGCUACCCUAAAAAUGCACUUUUUAAAAUCUAGCUUCGAGCACAAAACGAAUCGAUCAUCGCGAUGAGUGCAGUCGGUUUAGUUGGCGAGCUCGCUUUGGCGAAAAAGUAAAAUUGAGUACGGCGAGUCUAAAAGAACAGCCGCGCGAUCAAACAAGCAAUGAAUGCGACCAGAUGACAAGGUAACUUUCAAGUUUCUCUUCAAUCUUAUCAGUACGAUCAUGUAGAAGUUUAUUUUCAAUUUUGAAAAACUAAAUACUUGAGCCAAUUAUAAUUGCACGGAAUAUAAUGAAAAACGAUUCGAAAUAAAAGUCACACUUCUUCAGAAAGACAAAUUUCAAAGCGGUCACGUAAUUUUGCUACUCUUUUUCUACAUAAACUAUUGAAGCACUAAAGUCGCAAAAAUAAAACGCAGCCUUUUCCACCUGAUGCAUACGGUCUUUAAAAAAAAGAAAAAAAAAAGAAAAAAAAAUAAAAACAUCACACUGGCCGGGACGAUAUAAUAGUCGGAAAAAUUAUAAACGAAAAUUUUCGAUUAUGAUCGAGUAGUAUUUCAUUGUUGUGAUACGCCGUAUAAGUAAAUAACCAACUUAUACCUAAGUAAACGUUGUGCAUUUACUAUAUGAUUGUAUUUAUUUGUAGUAUUAUUGUGUAAUACAUACGCUUGCUCGGAAAAAUGUAUUUAAUACGUCAACAAAAGAAACUUCGAAUUGCUAUAAAUCCAUAUAAUUAUUUUCAUUAUUAUUGUAAAUGACGAAUCAAUACAGUUUUCUACGUGUAACGUGUUUAUAUUAAUUCUAACUUUACGUUCGUACGUGCAUGAAAAAAAAGUCAUACCGAGCGAUCGCCGCGUUUCCAUAAAUGACACGUCUAUUUCUUAUUUUGAUACUUCGAUAGAUCAUAUAAUCGAUAUAUAUCACGAUUGCAUGAGAAAAAAUAUGUCCAGGGAAUAUGAGUUUUAUCUAUAUUAUAUAUUAUACUUAUAUACGACGGUCGUAUCGGUGCUGCGGAUUUAAAAAAAAUAUUGCGACGAGGAAAGAGUUGAUGUAAUAAUUAUAUAGGCGCUCAAAGAACAAUGAUCUUCAGACGAGACAUUACAGACACGUCCUCUGGUAGGAUUUACGUUUUUAUUUUUAUGGACAAGCUCUUCAAAGCUAAAUAAGAUUUAAAAGGAUUAAAAGAACGUUAAUAUUAUUGUACAUGUAUAUACGUUUGCGAGAAAGUUGAGCAAAAAUUUUGUUAUUUAAACCUUAGUGAGUUUAUUGCCACUGUAUCAUUAUCCAAAGAUAUCAUUGCCAUUAUUAAUAUUAUUAUUGUGUCGAUUACAUGAAUGUAUGAAUUAUUAAUAUAAAUGCGUCUGUGUGAGUAAACAGAAAAAAAUACCCACAUAAAAUAUAAUUAUAUAGCGUUCAUAAAAAUACAAAAGCAAAAGGAUCGCAUUAUUGUAUCUUGGCCAAGUCGCUAGCGCAUUCUUAACAUAUAGCACAGAUAAAAAAAAUUAAACGGUUAAGCCAUAGAUCAGAACAUUUUCAAUAAAAAGAAAAUUAAGAGCAAAGUCACAUAUUAUAUACAGUCAGGGAAAGAAUGAUAAACUGUGGAAGCGACGGUUAGAAAAAAAAAUGAUCAUCUUGUAAAUACGAGUUUUAUACAGAACAUAUAUAUUGUACUCAUUAAAAAAAGAAGUAUCGUGAAUUAAUAAAAAAGAAAAUGAAUAAAGUAAAUAUAUUCAUAAAUAAAUUAAAUAUAGGUACGAGUAAUAAGUGAUAUGUAAACUACAUUCAGCGUUAAGGGUAGCAUAUAUACAUGAAUAUGAAUAUAUAUAUAUAUUAUAUAUAUAUAUACAUAUAGAGAAGUAUGCUAUGGUUGCUUCAAGUAUUGCGAUAAAUAAAACAAGUAUUAAUAUUCGUUUGUAUACCGUAUAUAAUUCUAGUAAACUUUCUUAAACCACAGAAAAAUAUAUAGCAAUAUUUAACAGGUUCAUUGCUCAUUAUAUAAUCAGACUUGUAUAUAUAGUUGUUGAAUGAGCUGUACUUUCGUCGAAUAUGUGUGAAAUUUUUUAUUUAAAAUGCCGUCAAAUUAUAGUAAACUAACUGUUUGAAAUAUUAUUUAUAUACAUAAUAUAUGAAUCGUUGCCCGAUUGGAUAAAUACUAUUAAUUGUUGACAUGAUUGAAAAAAGAAUUCUUGAAAGUCAUUGGAAAUAAUAACGCGUAACAUUUUACGUUUGUUGAAUUUCAAAAAUAUAUUAUAGGUUGAUAAUUUAAGAUUAAUAAUUAUUAAGUUAGAGUAGUUCUCGCAAUUAAAAAAAAAUAAAUUAAAAAGGCAACCAUAGUAAACUUUUCUUCAUUAUACACGGCAUAUAUCGAUGAUGUAGUGCACACACACAUACACACACACACAUACAUACGCACACGCAAACACACAGAGGUGAUUGUUCCGCACAUACACACAAAUACAUUUAGAAAUUAAAAUAAAGGGAAAAAAAAAGAAAAUGAUCACUUAAAACUUUAGACUAAUUAAGAACUUAAAACCACGCGAAAUAUAAAUAAAAACAACCCUCCUUAGCGCAGGAGACUCAUUAUACAUAUUAUAUAUAAUAGCAGAUGAUAAGACGACAACUAGAGUGAAGCGUGAAAAAUAAUGUGAAUUUAUGUGGAAACUGUCGAAAAAUUGUGCAAGCUGUACAAGGCACAGUUCUGUCUAUAGAUUUAACAAAAACCAAAUUAAUUAUGAAUGACUAAAUUUCUCGAGUAGAAGCAUAUCAACACCGAACGCAUAAAUACACUUUGGUUGAUAAACAAAAAAAACAAACACUAUGGAUUCUAAUGUGACUUGAUUACCACAAUCAUACGUAAGCUUGAGUACAUAAAAUAAAUGCCGGAAUGAUCGAAGCGAGUACUUUUUCGUAAUAUAAUCGUACAUAAUUGGUAGAUGCGUAAAGAAAUCCACUUCCUGUUCCGUGUGAUAUCGGCUUCAACUCGAGCGAUGUAACAAAGAAAAAUGAUAACAAAACAAAA
Messenger RNA from Phymastichus coffea, 8638 nucleotides. RefSeq names its product gamma-aminobutyric acid receptor subunit beta (gene Rdl). Lineage: Eukaryota; Metazoa; Arthropoda; Insecta; Hymenoptera; Eulophidae. Bases 774 to 2306 code for a protein of 510 amino acids. The record is from RefSeq and is a predicted model, not a curated record. Gene Ontology annotation, biological process: nervous system process; regulation of membrane potential; chloride transmembrane transport. Gene Ontology annotation, molecular function: extracellular ligand-gated monoatomic ion channel activity; chloride channel activity; neurotransmitter receptor activity. The transcript has 11 exons. Gene Ontology annotation, cellular component: neuron projection; membrane; synapse.